Messenger RNA from Cotesia glomerata, 4361 nucleotides. RefSeq lists its product as uncharacterized. Bases 1 to 4251 code for a protein of 1416 amino acids. NCBI's taxonomy places the organism in Eukaryota, Metazoa, Arthropoda, Insecta, Hymenoptera, Braconidae. Gene Ontology annotation, cellular component: plasma membrane; actin cytoskeleton. The transcript has 17 exons. The record is from RefSeq and is a predicted model, not a curated record. Gene Ontology annotation, biological process: actin filament bundle assembly. Gene Ontology annotation, molecular function: actin filament binding.
AUGGCGGAACUAGUGGAGAAUAAAACUACAAGUUUAGUAAGUACAAAACAAAACGAUAUUGCGUGCGGUGCCAAUUCUAACAUUGCUUUGAUAAAUAUUGACAAAAUAACAGCAAGUAGUGAAGAAUUUGGUGACAAUGAUAAUAAUAUUGAGGAAAAGGGGAUAAAUGGUUGUAUAAUUAUAAAUAAUGUAGAGGAGAGUAGUCUUAGAAGUAUAAUUGACAAUGAACUCGCAUUGAUCCGGUUGAAAAAUGAACUUGAACAAGAGAAUAAGAAAAUGUUGAUUGAUGAGGAGCAGGAGCAACUGACGAAUCACCAUCAUCAAUUGGAGCUUUCUUCCCAGCUAUGCCAAGAUCUGCCGGGCAUAAACAACAGCCGACUCAUCAUAGAAACAGAUAUUGAGGAGUCCAACGGUAACUUCAGCCAAAAUCUUCUAAAUAAUUCAGGUGAAAUCCACGAGCGUGCUCUGGGGAGUAAUAUUAAGCUUGUUGAUCAUCAGAGUUAUCAAGAUAACAAUAAUGAUGUCGCGGCUGCUACUGCUGCUGCUUGUGAUGCUGCUGGUACAGAUUUAGAUCCAGAACCGACUGCCCUGAAUACUUUAAUUGAUUUUCUCGAGGAUAGAGGGAAGAAAAGUGAACUUUUGGCAGAGGAUUUGAAAAAUGCGGAAGAAUCUUUACCAGAGCAUUCUGUUUUUAAGGAAAGUUGCAUGAAAAAAAACGUCAGUGAAUUUCUCGUUAAUGAGAGCGAGAAUGGAUUUUCAGUGGAUUUUCCGUCACUAGAUCUUUAUUCUAGCGGCUGGCAAGAUUCAGCCAGGUUUAUCUUUAACGAGCAAUUAUCAGCGACUAAUGAUAACAAAGAUAUUAUUAUUAAGAAGAAAACUGAAGAAAAAAAUAUCGAUGGUGAUUCUUCAGUUAAGAAUUGUUCAAAUAUUGAAGAUGAUAUUCUCACGGAAACUUGUUUAUCUAGACAAGAUCCUAUUGAGAGUACAAUAAUAAAAAAUAAUUGCUAUGAAGAUUUAUUAAUAGAGUUUGGUAGCAGUUGCAACAGCAGAGAGACUGGUAGUAGUCUUUAUCGAGAAAAUAGUAAUGAGGAAUCAUUGACCGGCUGCAGCCGCCAACAGAAGCAACAAGUAAAAAAUUCUUUACUGCUGACUGAAUUAAAUCAUUUUAAUGCCAUUGAUUCACCAGAACCCGGCGAGGACGAGGAUGAGGAGCUGGUUACUACCGAGCCAGACUCUAAGAUAAUGUCCGAUAUAAAUUUAACUGGAUCCAAAGAUAUUGUUCUUCCCGACAGCGAUAAUUGUCAAUCUGACCAUUCCGAGUUAAUCAUUGUCAGCGACUCGCCUAAGAAGACUAACGAUCUUAUUAUUAACAAUGACAAUAUUAAUACUGAUGAACUUACUAAUAAUUUAGGUGUUUGUGAGAGCAUGUCUAUUUCUUCUCUAUUAGACCCACCACCAGUUUGCCGAAAUAUAUUUGAUGACAAUUUAACAAAUGCAUGCAGUACCGAGAGUUCAGAGGAGGUGAUAACAACCAGCACAAUAACCUCCACGACAACUAAAAGUUCGGCUAAAAUAAAAAAGAAAAAGAUCGAGGGUGUCAUUGGUAAUAGCGACGUUACGUCCCAGUCUCCACCUCAGUCAUCAAUCAGCGCGACGCGCACUAAAAAAACUAAAAAGAGCAAAAAAAAGAGCGACCUCGAAAAGGAAAACAUUUCAGUGAAUAUUAAUACUGGAGACUCAAGCAUGCACAACAAUAAUAGCCACCAUAAUUACCGCAAUUCCGUGUCCGCGGAGGAGUGUAUUUUAGACCAGGAUGAUUUUUCAAACGUUAACGUCAAAACUCUAACACAAUGUUACACAUUGGAAAGUACUAAGUGCAAAGAGCUGACGAAAUUCAAUAAGGAAACAAUCGAGACCGGAGUAUCCAUUAAACAGUUGAAGUCGAGUUUCAACAAGUUUGACGCCCUAACUAAAAAAUCAGUACUGCACACCCGGUCUUCAACUGACACGGCGGGACAAAAUGGUGGGUGUGAUGCAAACCCGAAUUGCCGCAGCUGUGGCAAGGUUGUGUUUCAAAUGGAGCAGACAAAGGCCGAGGGUUUAAUAUGGCAUAAAAAUUGCUUCCGAUGCAUUCAGUGCAGCAAGCAACUUAAUGUCGACAAUUACGAAAGCCAUGAGUGUACGCUCUACUGCAAACCACAUUUUAAGGAGUUAUUUCAACCGAAACCUGUCGACGACUCGAAUCGCUCUCUAUGUCCGCAAAAACCGGAGAUGAUUAUUCGAGAGAACCAUCCUAAAGAAUUACCACCUGACGUUGUUAGAGCUUCUGAUAAACCGGAUCUUGGACUAGAAGAGCUGUCAUCACUUAACGUUAAAUCACGCUUUCAAGUAUUUGAGAAAUCAUCAACGAACGAGCAAAUGAAUGACAUUGAAAAGUCCGCUUCACAGAUAUCUGUCAAGAGAUCACCGAGUAUUCUCAGUAAACUUGCUAAAUUUCAAGCUAAAGGAAUGGAUAUUGGAGUGGCUGAUGAAUCAUUGAACGGGAUACCGUAUGAAGAGUCAAGUGAAAGUGAAGAAGAGGAAGAAAAUGAAGAAGACGAGGAGGGUGAUGCAGACAUAGUUAAAUCGAAAAAAUCAAUACGCGAACGUCCGAUAAGUUUUACUAAAAUGGACGACAUGAAAAAUCGAUGGGAAGUGACGAGUCAACAAGGCAGACGUGAAUCACAGCGUGAAGCACGCAAAGAAGAAAUUGCCGGCAUACGUUCAAGGCUCUUUAUGGGUAAGCAGGGUAAAAUGAAAGAACUCUACCAGCAAGCAGUGGCUACCAGCGAGCGUGUCACAAAGAUAAAUCCUGCUGAAGAGUUCCAGUGCACACCAGCUCACGCACGUUCAAUAAAAGAAAAAUUCGAACGUGGCGAGCCGAUAACUUCUUCGAAUGAGGAUGAAGCUGAUAGUAACAGCACAAGCAAUAAAAUAAAACAGGAAAAACCAGACGAAGAUGUUAUUGCAGCUGGUAUAAGUAGAAAAUCUCGGAGUUUAUUUUUGGAAUUGGAUGCAUCUGCGGCCAAAAGCGGAAGACCAAUGACACCCGCAGCAGCACCAGCCAAUUCAAAGUCUCUCACUGACGCUCCAAGACGCGCUAGAGAUAUAUUUAUGGGACGUCAGGUACGAGCAGACGAUGUGGUUCGUAGUACAGAUACUACCGAAGAAAUUCACGUCGAGACAUCCGACAUCUCAAAUAAAUUUAAAUUUUUUGAGACGUAUAAAGAACCGGAGAAAGAAAGAAAGCAGUUCAGAAUAACGCCACCACGUGAUGGACAAGUUAAGGUGAAUUCACCGGAACGUGAAAUUUAUCGGGAUCCGGAUGUAAUACGAGCGGACGACAAAGUAGACCAGCUAGUUCAUACAGACACGACAAAAAAAAUGCUCUCCAUAUUCAGGCAGAUGGAGGAGAAGGCCACGAAAGAAGAUGUACCUGAUGGACCAAAGCCGCUGAAGCGUUUCACACCGCCGCCGGAGGAUAAGUAUGCUAAGCUGACUGCUUCUGACACCGACGAGGAAGAGGACGGCGAGGAGGAGGAGGAAGAUGGAAACGAGGAUAUCACUGAGGAGGAAAGAAGAAAUCCUAACUACGUUCGGGCUUCCGAUAAGAUGGAGGAUGAAUUUUUAAAAAAUGCACAAAAUGCAGCCAACGCUAAAACACUUCGUGCCAAGUUCGAGCAGUGGGAAGUUAAUGACAAAAAAAUCAACAAUCAUAGCACCACAAUUGUCGAUGAAAUGGAGUUAAUAAAAGCGACUAACGGCGAUGGAGAGCAGACUAGCAUAGAAUCAACAAGAAGUCUCAAAGCAAGAUUUGAGUCUUUGGGUACUCAGCAAGUAACCGAGUCUCCACGUGCGCCUAAAGUCAAGGUCAACAGAUUCGUGGGAAUACCAACGACAGUUGACAUAGAUAUUUGCGAGAGCUGCCAGAAGAAGGUCUACCCUUUGGAAAAAAUAGAAACUAACAACAAGAUUUUUCACAAGCAGUGCUUCAGGUGUUUGCAGUGCAAUUGCAUCCUCAGAAUGGACUCAUUUACUCUCAAUAACGGCAAGCUCUACUGUAUUCCUCACUUUAAACAACUGUUCAUUGUCCGAGGCAAUUACGAAGAAGGCUUCGGUAUAGAUCAGCAUAAAAACAAAUGGAUUAGCAACGGGGCCUUAGAUAUAUCUCCUCAAAACACAACAUCAUCUCCGAUUAUUAUAGACUCAUAACCAUAAUACACAUUAGCGUUUACAUUCAUACUGAAUUAAAAAUUUUUUUAAUUUUUAUAAAAAUUAAUUUAUAAUAAAAAAUAUUUUUAAAAAUCCACAUGUAGAAAUUU